Messenger RNA from Rhizoctonia solani, 2139 nucleotides. RefSeq names its product stress protein A family protein. The transcript has 10 exons. The coding region runs from base 1 to 2139 and encodes 712 amino acids. Lineage: Eukaryota; Fungi; Basidiomycota; Agaricomycetes; Cantharellales; Ceratobasidiaceae. The record is from RefSeq and is a predicted model, not a curated record.
AUGGGCGAUAAUAACUAUUCCUCAUCUUCCCAAACGGUCGAGGCCCCGGAUGCCACGAUGGUCAUUGCUCCUACGCCCAAGUCUGCACGUCGUACGAGUUGGUUUGGAUGGCCCAAGAAAGGCCUCAGUGGUCCGCAACGGCCGAACAGUGCGCUUACGAGUGGCACUCCCUCGACAGCGACAACUAGCACAAGCACAAGCACCACGUCAUCCCCCGCAGAGGAACGGAAUUCCCCCUUUGACAACUCUCCAGUCACCCCCCCAGAAGUCAUCCUCCAGCCAUCCUCAUCCGGCGGCCUCGAUUUGUCCAUGAGCCGCACCCACUCGCUCCCAUCUGUUAACAAUAUGUCCAUGCUGACCCCUGUUUCUCCAUCCUCCCGAACCGCCGCCUCGCCUUCCCCGCUCACACGCCAACUCUCACUCACGGAACUCGACAAAAAGGCUGAACAGCUUAUUCUGACCGCAAUUGCUCGCAGCACAUCCCGCGAUGGCGCCACGGGAUCAUACAGUGUUUCCUCAUCUCCCACACAACCCACCCGAGGAGCCGAUUCGUCCCUAUCACCUCCACCAUCUGCUGGCGGUUCUUCCUCAGGCUUCAGCAAAAAGGCCAGCUUUAGCUCCUACCUCGGUUUAGGUGCACUAAGCUUGACGCGCGAGAAAACUCCCAAGCCAGGUGAUAAUGAACGAGGCCGGAAAGAUCGCGAAGACAGAGGAAGGGAGGCACGAGCUCGAUCAUCAUCGCCCUUUCGCCGAUUCUCAUUUGCCUCGAAUGCCAGUGAGGAUGGCAAUGGUAGCCGUCGUGGACGAAGCCGAGUCCUGGCGCACUUCGUUACACCCAAAGCGAUAUCGACCAAAGUCCGCAAGGGCAAGAAGCGGGCUAAAAAGGCAGCCGGUCUUGGUGAUGACUCUGCCCAAGACCAAACCGAAGAGAACCCGGAUGAUAAAGACAAGGAAGACGUUAAAGUUCCGGGCGAGCCCGACGAUGUCUCCCCCACCGAUCCAAGUACAUCUCCGUCCACCACCACCAAAGAGGGUUCCGUGCCCGCCUCGUCGACGGCCGGCGAUGAUGACACAGACUCCGACUCGGACGAAUCUUCUGGCUCAUGGGACUCGGAUGAGGAAUCCUGGUCGUCUGGCGACAUCCAAUUCGACGAUCAAACACAACUCAAUACGGCACUCAAUUCUGAAGCUCUCCAGUCCCCGGAGCUGAUGUUGGCCCAGCAAGAAGAGGCAGCAGAGUUCGAUUCGGAUCCCCUAGGCGAAGGUGUCAAUAUCGUUCAACCUACGGAGCCCGUGUUUGAAAAGACAUACUUUUCUCGCCCCGGUACAACAAACUCUACGUCUGGAUCUACCGCCGUGGGUAAAGGGAAUGGUCAAGGCGAUCAGAGCUCCGCUGGGCCAACUGAUGCGAUGGGACGUGGUCGGAAAAAGAGCAUGCGCCAUGACGCACUGGAGUUGACGACCUCUCGCCCAGUCUACGGUCCGAAUCGGUGUAUGAUUAUGCUCACGCACGGCAACCCGGACGCAGCCGAACGAGAGGGGAGACGAUAUGUUGUCGCCUCGGAUCUCAGCGAGGAGAGUAGGUAUGCUGUCGAGUGGGGGAUUGGGACCGUACUGAGGGACGGUGACGAGAUGAUCGUCGUCAAUGUUCAAGAGACCGAGAGUAAACUUGAUGAGGCUACAAACGACAAGUCUCAGAAGAUCAAAAACCAGCAGGAGCGUCAUACACUGACCUACUUGCUGUGCCGCCAAGUUACCGGGCUCCUCCAGCGGACUCGGUUGAACGUUCGCGUAUUUUGUCAGGCUAUCCAUUCAAAGAAUAGUCGCCGGAUGCUCCUAGAUUUGAUAGAUUAUACCGAACCUACCAUGGCAAUUGUCGGUUCACGAGGUCUGAACGCGCUAAAAGGGAUCCUGCUUGGAUCCACUUCGCACUAUCUUAUUCAGAAAUCUUCCGUCCCUGUCAUGGUGGCUAGACGUAGACUCAAGCGCCCGGCGAGGCGUGCCGCUCAUCUUGAGACUCACAAACGAGUCCCGAUCUCCGAGGCUGCGAUCGAUAAGGCUGGUCCAGGAAAGGCAGAACGGGACGCAGACGCUACUCGCGACCAAAUCGAGUCCGAAGAGGCGGAGGACAAGUCUUGA